Molecule: messenger RNA, 922 nt
Organism: Mya arenaria
Lineage: Eukaryota; Metazoa; Mollusca; Bivalvia; Myida; Myidae
Exons: 3
Coding region: 1-909 (302 amino acids)
Molecular function (GO): zinc ion binding
Source: RefSeq, a predicted model, not a curated record
AUGGCCGACGUAGACAAUGAGAUCACUGGGGCGUGUAUGAAUAACAAUGAGUUGACACCAUUUAAGGUCGUCGAUUUGAAAAGAUACCUUGCGAACCGGAAAUUGAAUGUAUCAGGUCUUAAAUGCGAAUUGAUUGAGAGGAUAAAAGGCGCAUAUAGACUUUCUAUAACUGACAAACGCGUGCUGGAGGAGAGAGAUCGGGAAGAAAGAGAGAGAAGAGCAACCGAACGCUUUAUCCUCCCAUGUGGCGAGGGUCUUCCACCGCCAUCAACACUGAAGGCAUGGAAGUCCACUAUUGAUCUGUUUCCUGCUGUAGAGGAAAAGGAUAUAUACAACUACAUUGUACUGAAAAGAGACUCGAAACGUCAAUUGAAGGCGAGGACUUAUUAUGUGGACGGACAUGUACAGAAAGUUGAGGUCCAUCUCAUAAGCGAAGAGUGCAGCCACUGUUAUGUUCAAGCUUCCGUGCUGCCAUCAUUUCCAACUGCAGACAAAAGAAAGUCACCAGAGUACCAACCCUGGAUCCUUCUGUCGAAAGUGACUGGCUGCAUACACUCCGCGUUCUGCAACUGUCCAGCUGGUGAAGGUGAAUGCUGCAACCAUAUUGGUGCCCUGCUGUAUGGACUUGAAGACCUGACGCGUAAAAAAACCCUUGCUCCAACAUCCAAACCCUGUGCCUGGAACAACUUCAGCAUGCUGUCUGCACCACGGAAACGUAAGCUGUCGCCUAGGAAAUCUGAAGAUCUUAUGUUCUCAAAGAAGAAACUGUACAACGUGUCAGUACGUAAAGUUUCUGUAAACAAAAACCAUGAACUGAACUCUAUCAAUGGAUGCACUGUUAACAUUGACAGAUUUAGGCAGAAACUGGUUGGUUCGAAGUUGAAUGUAGGCUGGUUAAAAAAACUUUGAAAUUGAAACAACU